Molecule: messenger RNA, 1140 nt
Organism: Tripterygium wilfordii
Lineage: Eukaryota; Viridiplantae; Streptophyta; Magnoliopsida; Celastrales; Celastraceae
Product: 2-oxoglutarate-dependent dioxygenase DAO-like
Exons: 1
Coding region: 79-1050 (323 amino acids)
Biological process (GO): auxin catabolic process
Molecular function (GO): dioxygenase activity; indole-3-acetaldehyde oxidase activity
Source: RefSeq, a predicted model, not a curated record
AAAAAUCAUAGUGUUCUUCGUCGUUUACCCGGCAAUUUACAGUGGAUUUCGAUGAAAUAGAGAAAAAGACAUCCAAAGAUGACGUUUUUAUACAGAGACGAAGAGAUUCGGAAUAGCAACAGCGAAAUGGAGGAGAAAUCCGCUAUCCCAGUAAUCGAUCUGCAAAACUUUCCGGGAAAAUACGAGAAACUGUUGCGGGAGGCGUGCGAGGACUGGGGUUGUUUCAGAGUCGUCAAUCACAACAUACCCAUCUCGCUAAUGAUAGAUAUGAAGGCAGUGGUGAGGUCUCUGUUCGACCUUCCCACAGAAAUCAAGCAACGCAACACCGAUGCCGUCGCCGGCAGUGGCUACGUCGCAAGAAGCGAAGCAAACCCUCUAUACGAGGCACUGGGGUUAUACGACAUAGGUUCCUCACAAGCCGUGCAGGAAUUUUGUUCUCGACUCGAUGCCUCUGCUCAUCAAAGGAAGGUAAUCGAGGCUUAUGCUAAGGCAACCAACGAUCUGGCAAUGGAGAUUUCGAGAAAAUUAGCAGAAAGCAUGGGAUUGAAUGGCGAUUUGUUUGAGAAUUGGCCGAGCCAAUUCAGGAUUAACAAGUACCACUUCACCCCAGAAACAGUAGGAACUUUGGGGGUUCAAUUGCAUACAGAUUCAGGGUUCUUGACCAUACUUCAGGAUGAUGAAAAUGUGGGUGGUCUUGAAGUGAUGAACAACAAAUCUGGACAAUUUUUUACCGUUGAUCCGUUACCAGGAACACUUGUCAUCAAUUUUGGUGAUAUUGGCAAUGCUUGGAGUAAUGGGAGGUUCUGCAAUGUGAAGCACCGAGUUAAAUGCAAGGAAGCAACAGUGAGAAUCUCCAUUGCUUCAUUUCUUCUGGGACCAAAUGAGGGAUCCGUGGAAGCACCAAUGGAGCUUGUGGAUGAUCAGCAUCCGAGGCUCUAUGUUCCUUUCACCUGGGAAGAUUACAGGAAGCUUCGAUUGACAACGAAACAUCGCGCUGGUGAAUCACUUGCUGAUAUGCUUAUUAGUACCCAAAACAGAGUGAAUGCGUAGUAGUCUUGUGCAAUACUAUUCGCCUUUGCUGCUCUGUGUUAUUGACAUCAAUCUUAAAUAAAAGCUUCUAAGUUCUAUCUUUGCUAUUAA